Molecule: messenger RNA, 3926 nt
Organism: Girardinichthys multiradiatus
Lineage: Eukaryota; Metazoa; Chordata; Actinopteri; Cyprinodontiformes; Goodeidae
Product: Krueppel-like factor 6
Exons: 4
Coding region: 218-1078 (286 amino acids)
Biological process (GO): regulation of transcription by RNA polymerase II
Molecular function (GO): RNA polymerase II cis-regulatory region sequence-specific DNA binding; DNA-binding transcription factor activity, RNA polymerase II-specific
Source: RefSeq, a predicted model, not a curated record
UGAAUCGAGGGGAAGUUUACAGUGCACUGACAGACUUUUCAGUGAGUUCAGUGUGGUGCAAUCGUCGGUGCGUCACACGCUCAGAGAGCCAGCAGUGGAAGUGCGCGUCUAUCCAGGCUGUCAUACAUGCACAUACAGCAAAGAGCCCAGCUUCUUUCCAAAUACACCUUCACUCGCCUCACUUCGCUUGUUGUUUCGACUGAGACUCGGUAGUGAAAUGGAUGUCAUACCGAUGUGCAGCAUCUUCCAGGAGCUUCAGAUUGUGCACGACACGGGAUACUUUUCUGCUUUACCGUCUCUGGAAGAGUACUGGCAGCAGACAUGCCUUGAGCUGGAAAGGUACCUCCAGAGCGAGCCCUACGUCUCAGCCACUGACCUCAAGUUUGAUAACCAGGAGGACCUGUGGAGCAAGCUAAUGCUUGCCUGCGGGGACAAGUCGAAUGAGGCAGACCCAAAGAUCGCCCACAUCAAGGAGGAGGUGGACAAUCAGGACAUCCAACCCCUUGACGUUGGUGGUUUCAACUCCGACGCCAGCAGCGAGGCCUCGGAUAGCUCUGAGGAGCUCUCUCCGACCCUUGACUUCUCCUCUGGCUCUUUGACUGACAUGUUGGGUGACAGCGGAGAAGACCUGGGCUCUGCUAUCAUCAGCACGCCGCCAUCCUCUCCCGAGCUCGGCAAAGAAGGCUCUGUGGCCCAGGUGUGGAGUGGGAUACAGACUGUGCUAACCUCACCAGGGAAAAUAAGGACUGGGGGCACAGAGAGGUCAGUGGAAAGGUCAGGGAUGACCAGUGGGGAGGCGUCGCCCGAUGGGAGGAGAAGGGUGCAUAGAUGCCAUUUCAAUGGAUGCCGGAAGGUGUACACCAAGAGCUCGCACCUCAAAGCACACCAGCGCACACACACAGGUGAGAAGCCCUACAGGUGUUCAUGGGAGGGCUGUGACUGGCGCUUUGCACGAAGUGAUGAACUAACCCGACACUUCAGGAAGCACACUGGAGCAAAGCCAUUUAAAUGCAAUCACUGCGACAGGUGUUUCUCCCGUUCGGACCACCUGGCGUUGCACAUGAAGAGGCACAUCUAAGAUGGCCUCCAUGUUGAGAGCUCUGAGGGAUGAGUCUGGUUGAUUGUCCCGACCAGUUGGGGAACAGCAAGACCGGUGUGUCCGGGGAGCAUUAACAGGGGCACCGCUGUCAGCGGAAACACAUGAAGCAACACAGGCUAUUAUUUGCACCAUACUUUGUGCCUCCAACACCUCGCCGUGGUGAUUGCUUUUGAAAGGCUUUUACGGAGGAGCAGGGGGUGAAAAGAGAAGAUAGGAAAGAUCUUGGCUGGAGUCAAUGGGAAGAGACUGCACUGUAUGGUGUUAAAUGCUCUUUUUUGUUAGUUUUUUUCCUGGACGAUUAUGGGACUCCAGGAAUGGGGGUGCUAUUCCUCCAUUGACAGUGUGUUUGCCUGUACGCAUGGGACUCUGAGUGCCUGUGACUGGAUGCCUGUGCUGGCUUUAUGGAGCGGAUGGAGCUUGCGAGUGAGUGACAUGGAAGAGGUAUCUUAUUUAAUGACAGUUUUCUUUUUGGGGAGGGGAGAGAGGAAACGGGGCGAGAGGAUGACCUGAUGUCUCUGUAAGAAUUAAUUCAAGCAAAGAAUUCUGUCUAUGUUGGUCUGUUCACUAUGGCAGGGAGUAGGGGGUUGUUUGCUGAAGCUGAUUCAUUUUUUAUUUGUCCAAAUGAUGACCCCCUUCUGCCUGGAGGUGGAAUUACAGCUCCCUGUCCAAACUUGGGGAGGUUGUUUUGUUUAGUGCAGCUAUUAAAUGUGCAAUGUAUUACGUGGCCUGUCUCACAACAUACACGUUAUAAAGCUCAUUUUGUUGUCCAUUGUAUAAGACUUGUAUCAAAAAAGACAAAAACAAAGAAAAAAAUCUAUUGUACACUAACAGUUAUGGCCAUUAUAACAGCAGUUGCAUGGGAUCUAGGGAGGUGUUGCUCACAUGUGUGCAUAGAGGACGACAAAAUUCCAGUGCAGCUACUUUCAUGUUACUCAGUACCAUACUAUUGUAAAAAAUGUAAGGCAGUCUUGGUUUUUUUUAAGAAAUUGGGGAUACCACUAUUGCUGAGCAACUGUCUUGGUUGAGGGUUUUUUUUUUUGUUCCUUUUUCUUCACAUUUGUUUUUUCUCUUUUGUUCUGUCUGUAAAUGCACUGUAGACCUUACUGAUGCCUUAUGUAAGUGGCCUUGUCCUGUUAAAAAGAUGACUCCCUCACCACAAAUACACACACCAAACGGCCAAUGCAGUAGUGCGUUUACUACAUAGCUUUAUAAAGGCUCCUAUCCAUACAUUAGUACCCUUUUUGUCCUUUUUUCUCAUCAGAUUUCUCCAAAUUCUGAAACAGUAAAAUCUGUAUUAUAUAUAUAUAUAUAUAUAUAUAUAUAUAUAUAUAUAUAUAUAUGUAGUACUAUCUAUCUAUCUAUCUAUCUAUCUAUCUAUACAUCUAUCUCAUCUGUCUAUCAGUAUAUAUAUAUAUAUAUAUAUAUAUAUCGACUUCAACUGGUGGUUUUCCAUAUCAGUCACUUAUUUUUUCACGAAUACAUCAGAUCAGAUUCUAAGUGAUUCUGAUUCCAGACAGAAAUUGUGGAGCCUUUGGGGAAAAAAAAUCACCUUUAUAGUGGUUUACUACUAUGUAGUAUGACAUGAUGCAGAUGCACUACAGAUAAACUGUAAGCUGCUGUCAAAGGUACAGAGCCUUGGAAACAUGUUCUCGUGAAAUGUGUAUUUGGUCACAGCAGCGAGGGGAUAGAAUUUACUGCACAUCAGGGCCGUUUGUAAUAGUUGAUGUGUUCUCUGGUAUAAUAGAUGUCCUAUGAGAUGAUGACAGCAGUCUUAAUCAUGAGUCUGUUAUUAUGUAUGUUUUGUCUCGCUUUGCUCUCAACAUGAGUCAGUAUUUUGCCUCAGUCCCAGUUCAAACAACCCUUAAUCUGACUAAACGGUACUAAGACCAGUCUAACCAGUUUAGCUGUGCUGCGCUUCAAGUCAUUGGAUUUCUGUCUCUGAAGUGGGGACUGGGACCAGACUGUUUUGCUUUUACCAACUUCACAUUUUGCACGAUCAAACUUCAAGUUCAAGUUAAAGGUAUUUUUUGGGUUCUAUCAUAAUUUGCCAACUGAGACAAAAAUAAUUCUUCUGGAUAUUUUAAGCUUCAAACAAAGUGUUAAAAAUGAACAUCAUUCUUUGGUGUCUUUAUUUCAGUCGGUGUCACAGGUAGCCUUGUGAUCAUUUAUUUGCAGGUUAGCCUGUUGUAGAUUAAUGGAAUACAGUUAGCAUUGCGUCUUUUUUUACACUGAGAAAUGUUAAAAAAUGCUAAGAUGCAUUUGUUGGUGAAAGGACGUUUUGUAAGAAAGCAUAUAUUUUGAAUGGAUGUGGGACCAAAAGCAAGCGCAGUGAGUCAUUUCUAAAUAAAACAGAUAAAAGGCAAAAAAAAUACUGUAAAAUAGAUGCACUCCAUUUUUGUUUUCAUUUGUUGUGUAGCACUUUUGUUAUGGGAGAAAAAAUAAGAUUGAGCAAUGCACAUUAUCAAAUGGCAUCAAUAGUGCUUACACCUGUGGCCUGUCAUUUUUCAAGAGGAAAAAAAAACUUUAUACAUGGGAAUUGUUCUGGACACUUGAAUUGUCAUCAUCUUUCUGGUGCCCGUAUAAUUUUAAUGAAAUUGUUACUUACAUGUAAUUUCUUUCUCUUAACUUUUCAAAAACUUGCAAUUAUACCCUGUCAUUAGCUAUAAUAAAAAAAACUAUUGGAUAAACAUGGAAAAUAUGAGGCUCUAUUUUUGUUUGUUUUAUGGCAUAACAAGAUUUUUUUUUUUCCUUUAAAAUUGUUUUGUAAAAUAGUUUCUGUAUGAAUGUAUUUUUUAUUGAAAAAUGGAUAAAAACUUUAUUGGUUCUA